Porites evermanni is the source of this 364-nucleotide messenger RNA. NCBI's taxonomy places the organism in Eukaryota, Metazoa, Cnidaria, Anthozoa, Scleractinia, Poritidae. The record is from the annotation of a GenBank genome assembly.
ACUGACCCCCAAGGACGCUUCAUUAUUUGCGACAUUAAAACCAAUGAAAAGUGUUUUACUUUAGGGAACAUAUAUGCUCCUAAUGAAGACAACCCAACUUUCUUCCUUGACUUCUUUGAUCACCUUGCAGAUUUCAAAUGUGAUGAUAUUAUUAUAGGAGGCGACUACAACCUUGUACUGGAUUUAGAGAAGGACAAGAUGGGUGGUCUUACUAAAACUCACCAAAAUAGUGUUAAAGUUGUUCAAGAAUUCUCUGAGAAACUAGAUCUGGUAGACGUCUGGAGGAUUCUACACCCAGACACUAGUAGAUUUACCUGGAGACAACGUCAUCCAAAAGUACACUGUAGGCUCGAUUUUUUUCUAG